Cylindrotheca closterium is the source of this 1932-nucleotide messenger RNA. The record is from the annotation of a GenBank genome assembly. NCBI's taxonomy places the organism in Eukaryota, Bacillariophyta, Bacillariophyceae, Bacillariales, Bacillariaceae.
AUGCAAUUUUACUUUCAACACCCGUGUCUGCUCAACGACCCUCGAUUGAAGGAUGAUAUUUAUGCCCCACGUCAGCGACGCAGAAACAGCGGCUACUAUCAUUCUGCUCACAGCAGCACCAGUCCCCCAGCUGUUCCAUUCUUAGACCAACAAGUCAUUAUGGAAGAGAUUAUGAAGAACAAGAAUCGCCACCGUCAGCAGCAGCAUCCACGACAACAUCGCGAAACACCUGUUGGUACCCAAGAUGAUGGCUUCGAGUUUAUUGUAUUUCCUCCUCACGGCAUGAACAACCGUCGUCGCAGCAAUAACAUGAAUGAUUGCAAGCGGGACGACUUUCGAAUGCCAUGCCAAACACCAUCGCCAGCACCAACUUCCAAGCAACCAACGGCUGCAACCAACCUAGCCGAUCCUUUCUUUGAAAUGGUUUUUGCCGGUGCACCUUCUCAGUCCCGUGAACGUCAGCAACCGCCGGAACGUCCACACCAAGCGCCAAAGCAAGAGAAGAAGGCAGCUCCCAAUCCAGUCGAUCCACUCUUGGAGCUGCUCUUUUCGAAUGCACCAUCUGCGAACCAGGAACGUCCGCAACAGCAGCCCAAGCAAGAGAAGAACUCAGCUGCGCCCCAGACAAUCGAGCCACUCUUGGAGCUGCUCUUUUCGAAUGCAGCUUCUGGAAAGCCUCGUCGUCGUCAGCACUCGCCGGAAGAGGCUACUCUUUUGAACUUGCUCAACGCACAACAGCGUGCUCAGAAAGAGCAAGACAAGACAACCCAAGCAACCAACGAACAACCGAAGACUGUUACCUUUGGAACCGUCUCUGACAAUCAUUCCAAUACCAAUGCAGUCUAUCAGCUUCCUCAGCAAUGGCACAUCCAAGCGACUGACCAGGCCUUGAUUCUGUCUAUUGAUGUGGCGGGUUUUGGCACAAACGAUUUGAAUCUUCAGGUCGAUCCCAUCCGUCGUCGCUCGAAUAGUAUCAGUACCAUGCAACUGACCUUGAAGGCCAAACGUACGAAUGCCUUGGGCCAAAUUUGGGAGCUCGAGCGUACCAAGACUUUGGAUGCCAACCUCUACAAAGUAAAUGCUGUGGAAGCAAGUUGCGAUGACGACAUUUUGCAAAUCACCAUUCCAAAGAAGACCAUCCAACCUACUACUCGAGCCAAUGGAAUCAUUCCUAUUCGUGCUUCUAGAACACCAACAACAACACCAACAACAACUACUACUACUCAAGAAGCGGAACAAGAAGAGAAAACUCAAGAUGAAGAGGAGGUUAAGCUGAUUGGACUUCCAGAUUUUCUAGCUGCCAUGGCUGCUCAAUAUGCCGAAGAGCAAGAAGAGAAAGAUGAAGACCAAAAAGAAGAGAUGACUAGUGUUCCAAUAUCGCUGGAACAUCAAAUGGAGGCCAAGACUCAAUUGGAAGCCCUGGCUGCUGAAUUCAAACAAGCCUACGAAGCUGCACUCUCGAAACCAUCUUCCGCUGUAAAUGACGCAAAAGAUGAUUCUGGCGCAAGCGUGGGCGUCAAAGAAUCGAACCAGGUGACACUACAAGAGAAACUUGAUCGCUCCAACAGCGGAUCCAAUGCCUCGAACGAUAGUAGAAACGAAGAUGCUCCUACAGCUGAAUCCGUUGUUAAACCAGUUGCAUCCUCGGAGGGAGUCACUCAAGAGAAGGAGGGGAUUGUCGAAAGUGAGGAGGCAACAGCAUCCUCAAUGCCUGAUUUGAUAGCGGAUACUUCUGAAAACGAAGUUCUUGAAGUCAAGCGUGAAGAUUCAAGCAAUGGAAAUUAUGUCCCUGUUGCUGAUCAUUGUUUGGCUGAGACCAUAGAUCAUGAUAUUGACCCCAAGCUGGAGAGUAAUGGAGAAUCUUUCGAUGUUGUUGAUUCGAAGGAAGAGAAUGACAACGAAUCCUGGGAAGAUGUCAGUGCCAAAGGAUAA